Messenger RNA from Contarinia nasturtii (swede midge), 1049 nucleotides. RefSeq lists its product as uncharacterized. The record is from RefSeq and is a predicted model, not a curated record. NCBI's taxonomy places the organism in Eukaryota, Metazoa, Arthropoda, Insecta, Diptera, Cecidomyiidae. The transcript is spliced from 5 exons. The coding region runs from base 28 to 933 and encodes 301 amino acids.
AAAAGUCAGCUUGCGUUAAACCUCCACAUGACAGAUUUGGAAUAUAUAUCACGAGUUCUUAGCCUGACAAAUUAUCAUGAAGACAUUGAAACGAUAAAGAAAUUCGGUUUCUUAAUAUUGGACGAAAUGAAGAAUCGUAUAGAUAAUGAGAUUCUUGGAAAUUAUGUUAAUGUCAUACGCAAUUUGACAAUGAUUGAUGUAUACGAUUUAGAAUUGAUGGACAAUCUUUUAAGCCCAAAAUACCUUCGUUGCGUUUAUAAAAAAAGUAAACAAAUUGAUUUGAAAAUGUACGAAAUUGAUGGGUACUGUCGUAUCAACCUGAAGGAUACUUACAAUGGAAAUCAUCUUCCUGAUGUCUAUAUGAGGAAAUUAUGCUUUUUAAUAACUUGGGUACCUGAUAGAGUCAAUAGAUAUAAGAAAUUCGAUAGAUUUUCAUAUGACAUUGAAGAUGUCGUCAAUAAAUUAUUCGUACACUCACAAUACGCACAUGCAAUUCCGUAUCGAAAAUAUGCAGAUCUAUUUGUAUGCAUGGACAAAAUCACGCUCAAAACAAUUGAUAUAUCGAAACGAUUUCCACCAUUGUAUGAAGGCCAUUUCAUCGAGGCAAGAUCUUUAACCAAAGAUGAUCCAAAUUUAAUAAUAUUCGCAUUCGUUACUGGCCGUACAAAAAAUAUUGUAAAUGACGAUCGAAAUAAUUGCGAAAAUAUUCCAAACGGUUUUAUGUCACAAAAAAUUGAACAGUUGAAAAUGCUUGGUUUCCACCCAAUCACUGUACCAGCACGUUUAUUGAAAGAAAUCGAUCAACAAAAAGCCAUUGAAACAUUUAUUGUCGAUGAAGCUAAUAAAGUAUUUCAAUCAAUCGGCGAAAAUGGAACUAUCACAAGGGACGCAAAUUCGAGGUCAAAUUUGAAGCCGGAUUUAUGUGUAGUUUAGGUCACAUUAUGGUCUGAAUACAUAGAAACGAGGAACGAUAAUCAUUAGAAUAUAAGAGGAUUAAAUAAACUGAGAAAAAUUAUAUUUUUCUUCAACUGUUGUCUUCUACAGUUUAA